Messenger RNA from Tarenaya hassleriana, 1799 nucleotides. RefSeq names its product internal alternative NAD(P)H-ubiquinone oxidoreductase A1, mitochondrial. The record is from RefSeq and is a predicted model, not a curated record. Gene Ontology annotation, molecular function: NADH dehydrogenase activity. Lineage: Eukaryota; Viridiplantae; Streptophyta; Magnoliopsida; Brassicales; Cleomaceae. Bases 1 to 1551 code for a protein of 516 amino acids. The transcript is spliced from 9 exons.
AUGUCUUGGAUCAAAAACAUCGUACGCAUCGCCUCCACAGCCAGCUCCUCCCCGACCCGACCCGGUUUCCGAAGCCCCGGGUCCAUCCUCACUCUCUCGACCCGCUUCAGCACCGCUCUGCACCAGCAGCAGCAGCAGCAGCAAGAGAUCGACACCGUUCAUCGCGAGACUCGGACUCAGUCGACGGCGGAGNNNCGCCGAUGCGAGGGGCUGGGGCCCACGAAGGAGAGCGAGAAGCCGAGGGCGGUGGUUCUCGGGUCGGGUUGGGCGGGCUGUCGGCUCAUGAAGGGGAUCGACACCAGCCUCUACGACGUCGUUUGCGUCUCGCCUAGGAACCACAUGGUCUUCACUCCGUUGCUCGCUUCGACGUGCGUCGGCACGCUCGAGUUCAGGUCUGUGGCCGAGCCCAUCUCCAGGAUCCAACCCGCGAUUUCUCGUGAACCCGGAUCGUAUUACUUCAUGGCCAACUGUACGCAUCUCGACGCCAAGAAUCAUGAGGUGCAUUGUGAGACAGUGACAGAUGGAUUGAACACAUUGAAGCCAUGGAAGUUCAAGAUCUCAUACGACAAACUGGUAAUAGCUUGCGGGGCAGAGGCUUCCACGUUUGGAAUCCAGGGUGUUGCAGAAAACGCAAUCUUCCUCCGCGAGGUUCAUCACGCGCAGGAGAUCCGUAGGAAGCUUCUCCUAAACCUCAUGCUCUCGGAUGUCCCUGGCAUAUCUGAGGAGGAGAAAUCGAGGCUGUUACAUUGUGUUGUUGUCGGAGGUGGGCCGACUGGUGUUGAAUUCAGUGGUGAACUGAGUGAUUUUAUCAUGAGGGAUGUUCGUGAGAGAUAUGCCCAUGUGAAGAACUACAUUCACGUUACUUUGAUAGAGGCAAAGGAUAUACUUUCUUCGUUCGACGAUCGCCUCAGGCACUAUGCACUCAAACAGUUGAAUAAGUCUGGAGUGAGGCUUGUACGUGGGAUUGUGAAAGACGUGAAGCCUCAAAAGCUGAUUCUUGACGAUGGAACGGAGGUUCCCUAUGGCCUAUUGGUGUGGUCGACUGGUGUUGGCCCCUCGUCCUUUGUUCGUUCUCUCGGCCUUCCAAAUGCUCCCGGUGGAAGGGUUGGCAUUGACGAAUGGCUUCGAGUGCCUUCCGUACAAGACGUGUUUGCCAUUGGAGACUGUUGUGGAUACCUAGAAAGCACAGGGAAACAAACCCUUCCUGCACUUGCCCAGGUGGCUGAGCGACAAGGGAAAUACUUGGCGGGUCUGCUGAACGAGAUCGGGAAAGCGGGUGGAGGAAGGGCAGAUAGCGGAAAGGACGUUGCUUUCGGGGACCCGUUUGUGUAUAAGCAUCUCGGGAGCAUGGCCACCAUUGGCAGAUACAAAGCCCUCGUCGAUCUCCGCGAGAGCAAGGAAGCGAAAGGGAUAUCAUUGGCGGGAUUCGUGAGCUGGUUCGUGUGGAGGUCGGCUUAUCUGACCAGAGUCAUCAGCUGGAGGAACCGUUUCUACGUCGCCAUCAACUGGCUCACCACUUUCGUCUUCGGCCGCGACAUCAGCCGCAUCUGACCCCAGAAACGACGUCGUUCCGUACGCAGGGCUCGAAUCCAAAAUCCUUCCACGCCACUGAAAAAGAUUGUUUUUUUUUUCUAAGUCAUAACAGAUACUCCAUGCAACGAUGCCGUGUAUUUGGUUUUUUGGGCUUUUAUGUGAAAUAAUAUUCCGAAGGGAAUAUAAAUUUUAUGUAAUGGAUCCAAUUCGAGUCCUAGUUUUUUCAGGGGAAAUUUCAGAGAGCUGCGACACUCUUUGGAUUUAUA